Schizophyllum commune H4-8 is the source of this 625-nucleotide messenger RNA. RefSeq lists its product as uncharacterized. The record is from RefSeq and is a predicted model, not a curated record. Lineage: Eukaryota; Fungi; Basidiomycota; Agaricomycetes; Agaricales; Schizophyllaceae. Bases 210 to 572 code for a protein of 120 amino acids. The transcript is spliced from 2 exons.
GCGCUGCUAGCGGGCGGUGCACCGGCGCCAGACCUCAUCGUGGUCCAAGGGUGAACCUCACCUGCGUUGCGGGUGAGGGCCAACUGGCGUUCGAUCGCGGGAGUGAGUGUGAGAGUGAUGCGUGAUUGAGUAACCUUGUGGCGUGGCCGACUACAACAAUCGGUCCAUGGCGACUGCGCGCUGGGUGCAGCCUUGCCUUUCGACGUGUCAUGCUGAGAUUGAGAUCGCGCACGAGUUACAGCUCUCGUCGCUGUCUACGUUCCCCUCAUUGUAAGGGCCCGAGGUCUCUCGCGCCUUGUGAGCUAACGCCUCUAGCGCUUGAGCUAACGUGUGUGCCCCUUCUAUUUCUCUUCCCUGAUCAUGCUGAUAAACUUUCAGUGUCGCGCCUCCGCCGACGUCAACGUACCCUUGACGUGAUAAGCUGCCUCGGUCUCCUCACCUUCUCGCCCUCGCCGUUCGGCCUAUCGAGCCCGACCUUCGACCGCUCGUGCUCAUCAGUAUCGCGCUCUCGGAGGUUUACGUCACGCGCUCGCUUGCCCCGUCACCGCCGGUCUCGCCGUCGUCGUGCUUGAGUCUCGUCAUCGCAUUCGGCUCUCGUCUUCUCGCACUGUUAUAUCCAUUUCUC